This is a messenger RNA of Pipra filicauda (Wire-tailed manakin), 942 nucleotides long. RefSeq lists its product as uncharacterized. Lineage: Eukaryota; Metazoa; Chordata; Aves; Passeriformes; Pipridae. The coding region runs from base 1 to 942 and encodes 313 amino acids. The transcript has 4 exons. The record is from RefSeq and is a predicted model, not a curated record.
AUGUGCUUCCUUCCUCAAGUGCAGAGCCUCAAGCGCUGGCUGAGAGCACCUGCAAAGCUGUACAACAGAGCCACUGGCUGCCCCUGCCCCGUGCCAGCCUUGGGGGUGGCUCUGGGCAGCACGUGCUUGAGGAGCGUUGCCUUGCUGUUCCCUCAGGGUGGCCAGGAAGUUGCCAGCAGCAAAUCUCCUCCUCCUCAAGCAGCUGCUGUCCCUGCUCCAGCAUAUCGGGCAGCACGUCUCCACCAGCAGAAUGACCUCCAGCAGCCUGGCUGUCUGCCUGGGGCCAAACUUGCUGAGCCCACCCCAGGAGGAGCUGCUCCUGCCGGAGGCUGCGCUGGCUCUGAGCACACCAGUGAUGUUGUCUGGAGCGGCCGCUGCAGCUCCCCAGCCCGUGCCAGCUGGGCUGCCCAGAGGGCCCUGUCAGCCCCCUGUCUCCAACAAAUGCUGGCAGGGCAGAUGCCUGGAAUAGAUGCCCCACAGCCACUGCCUUCUGUGCAGGGGCUCAGGAGGAAUGGGAAAGGCUGCUUGACGUGUGUUCAGGCCCCUGGGCUGAGAGCACGGCUGGGACGUGUGCAGGUGAAGGUGCUGGUGGAGUUCAUGAUGGACAACUUUGAUGCCACCUUUGGGGAGGAGACGGCUGGCCUGGGGGAGUCACCAGCACCCACCGACAGAUGCCCAGACCUGUGUUUGGAGGAGCAAAGUGGCCCCACAGGCGGAGCAGACGAGGAUCAUCAGGCAAAGACCUUCCUGGAUGCCUCCUCUGCCCUGCCAGGCGUGUCCACAGAAGAUGGGGCAGACCCAGUGGUGGAGGCCGAGGGGGCAGAGGCACCUCCAGCUUUGCCUCCAAACAUCCCCCAGAGUGCAACAGAAUCCCUGGCACCCACAGAACCACUGACGAGCCUUUCAGCAUCCAGAAAGUGCCGCUUUCGUGUUGCCAGGUGA